Messenger RNA from Coregonus sp. 'balchen', 5794 nucleotides. The record is from the annotation of a GenBank genome assembly. Lineage: Eukaryota; Metazoa; Chordata; Actinopteri; Salmoniformes; Salmonidae.
AGGUGAUUGGGUAGUGAUACCACAGGGGGAAGCUAGUCAAAAUGCUCCAGGACAUUGGUGCUAGAACCAUGGAGGUCUACGAGUUCCUCUUGAAGGGAACAGGUGAGGGAUUUAUUUUUCUACAUAGUUAAUUACCUUACUAUACCUCUGCUUUGUGUACUUUGAAAGCUGUACAUGACUUAUUGGUCAUAGACCUGUUCUGUAGUGUAUUUUCACAACUCUGAGAAUGUUUUAUUUCUCAGACCCGCGAUUGUGGGGCUACCCACUCAUGCAGAGUCCGGUGAACAUGACGGCCAUCUUGCUGACCUACAUCUUCUUCGUGCUGGUCGCUGGGCCUCGCUUCAUGGCCAACAGGAAGCCCUUUCAGCUCAAGGAGGCCAUGAUCACCUACAACUUUACCAUGGUGGCGAUGUCAACCUUUAUUGUCUAUGAGGUGAGACACUGUGAAGCAAAGCUCUUGUUUCUCAAAGAUCAGGGUUCUUGAUUGGUUCUUUUGAGAGGCAUCUCUACAGAACUUGGAGCCAGUCAUUCCCUGGCAGUAUAUUGGGUGUUUGGUAUGUGGCAGCUCUAUCUAAAUGGGUCAUUCGCCUCCUUGGCCAGAGUGUGUUGGAUAAUUGGAACACUAGCUAAAUUACUAUUGCCUAGAUAGACGGGAGGCACAGAGGUAAAUAAGAUUUGAGAUUUACAUGAAGAUGACCGAUAUACUCCCAUAUAGUCAAUAACAGUGUGGGUCCUUUCCAAUCUACCAAUCUAGUUUGACUACCGGUAGCUACAGCAUGUCUAAACUGAUUUUGUCCUCUUGUAUUCUUAGUUCUUGAUGUCUGGCUGGGCCACAACAUACACAUGGAGAUGUGACGCAAUUGAUUACUCGGACAGCCCCCAAGGCCUUAGAGUAAGUGUUGAAUCUUCGCUUCACACAUGGUUUCCCCGUAAUGGUCAUGAGAUGCAUCUUCUUUGAAAGAAAGUAUGCAUGAAAAGGUCAACAUUCUUAUAUAUUCCUACUGAUCCACUGUGUCAAUACUAUCUUUAGACUGUUUUGUCCAAAUUCUCACCUUUUCAUGUUUUGUUCCCUUACUAGAUGGUUCGAGUGGCCUGGUUGUUCUUGUUCUCCAAAUUCAUUGAGCUCUUGGACACGGUAAGACUUCAGAUUAUUUCUUUUAGAUUUGGAUUUCCCCAGUCUCUCCCUGUAGUGGCUUCCUUACCAAUUGACCAUAGCCACUGCCCAAGUCUGAAGCGGGGUUGUUUCGGACGCAUACAGUCCACAUUCGAAGUUUCCAAACGGCAAAAACAUUCAAUGGGAUCCAGGGAUAUGGUGCAACACAAAAAAGGUUUAUUCUUCUUAUAUCUAACAAAAAAUGAUUUUCCAAUCAACUUAAAGCAUAGAUUACUUGACAUGAAAAAUACAUGUAUAUAAACAGGCCAUAUUGUGUAUGUAUGGUCAAAAGAAUAUACCACUCCCACAUCUAGCUAGGACUCCCCUCCCCCCGAAGGCCCAACUUCCUGCCUCUAUCCUAUCACUAACACACUUACCACAGUACAAUGAAUGGGCAAGAGGGGGAGCUAAAAACUAAGUUACACUAAUAACAAAGGAAUAUAUCUCAAUCAGGUAAAUAUAAAUCAGAAAGGUACGUACCUAAUAUUUCAUCAUAUACAUUCAUAUGUGAUAUAUUUCCACACACGUACAUGGAGCUCUGUAUGUUCUGUCUUUUAUACAAAUAUGUCUCAAUCAUCUCUAACACUCCCUCUGUUCACGUUGAGGUGAUCAUCGCUGAAUUUGACGUGUUUCUCUCUUUGGGUCAGGUGUUCUUCGUUCUGAGGAAGAAACACGGCCAGAUCACAUUCCUGCACGUCUUCCACCACUCCUUCAUGCCCUGGACCUGGUGGUGGGGCGUCAGCUUCGCUCCCGGUCAGUCCACACUACUGCCUGGCCUGCUACCAGUCAGCUGGAAUACUAGUUCAACUUUUGACAUUUCAAAAUAGAAAACAUUUAUCGUCAUGUUACCGACCGGUAUUGUAAUACUGGGUGUGUGAAAUGGUGGGAAGACAAUUCCACUUGCAGUAGACAAACAAUUGGGAGAAAAUUGAGCUUUUCAAUUAAAGUGUAGUAGUCCAAAAGUCCAUGCCUUCUAAAAUUGUGUUUGUGUUACCCGUGAUUACAUGCUUACCCCAGAAGGAAUCCUGAAACUACAUAAAUGACUGUCAUGUAUUAGCUGUUAAUAUAGACCAGAAACAGCUCAUCACCCAUUCAAUCAUUAAUUUAAAUAAACUCUUAGAAGACAAGUAUGUUGUUGGUGGAUCCAGUGGAAUGUGGGCAGGGUUGGUUUGAUGUGUUCUGUGUGUUUUACCCCAGGGGGAAUGGGCUCUUUCCAUGCCAUGGUGAAUUCCAUCGUCCACAUCAUCAUGUACUCCUACUACGGCCUGUCUGCGGCUGGACCACGAUUCCAGAAGUUCCUCUGGUGGAAGAAGUACAUGACCGCCAUCCAGCUGGUACAGUGUCUUGCGAAAGUAUUCACCCCCCUUGGCAUUUUUCCUAUUUUGUUGCCUUACAACCUGGAAUUAAAAAAUGUUGGGGGUUUGUAUCAUUUGAUUUACACAACAUGCCUACCACUUUGAAGAUGCAAAAUAAGACACAAAAAAAUGUCAAUACUUUGCAGAGCCACCUUUUGCAGCAAUUACAGCUGCAAGUCUCUUGGGGUAUGUCUCUAUAAGCUUGGCACAUCUAGCCACUGGGAUUUGUACCCAUUCUUCAAGGCAAAACUGCUCCAGCUCCUUCAAGUUGGAUGGGUUCCGCUGGUGUACUGCAAUCUUUAAGUCAUACCACAGAUUCUCAGUUGGAUUGAGGUCUGGGCUUUGACUAGGCCAUUCCAAGACAUUUCAAUGUUUCCCCUUAAACCACUCAAGUGUUGCUUUAGCAGUAUGCUUAGGGUCAUUGUCCUGCUGGAAGGUGAACCUCUGUCCCAGUGUCAAAUCUCUGGAAGACUGAAACAGGUUUCCCUCAAGAAUUUCCCUGUAUUUAGCGCCAUCCAUCAUUCCUUCAAUUCUGACCAGUUUCCCAGUCCCUGCCGAUGAAAAACAUCUCCACAGGAUGAUGCUGCCACCACCAUGCUUCACUGUGGGGAUGGUGUUCUCGGGGUGAUGAGAGUUGUUGGGCUUGCACCAGACAUAGCGUUUUCCUUGAUGGCCAAAAAGCUCAAUUUUAGUCUCAUCUGACCAGAGUACCUUCUUCCAUAUAUUUGUGGAGUCUCCCAUAUACCUUUUGGCGAACACCAAACGUGUUUGCUUAUUUUUUUCUUUAAGCAAUGGCUUUUUUUCUGGCCACUCUUCCGUAAAGCCCAGCUCUGUGGAGUGUACGGCUUAAUGUGGUCCUAUGGACAGAUACUCCAAUCUCCGCUGUGGAGCUUUGCAGCUCCUUCAGGGUUAUCUUUGGUCUCUUUGUUGCCUCUCUGAUUAAUGCCCUCCUUGCCUGGUCUGUGAGUUUUGGUGGGCAGCCCUCUCUUGGCAGGUUUGUUGUGGUGCCAUGUUCUUUCCAUUUUUUAAUAAUGGAUUUAAUGAUGCUCCGUGGAACGUUCAAAGUUUCAGAUAUUUUUUUUAUAACCAAACCCUGAUCUGUACUUCUCCACAACUUUGUCCCUGACCUGUUUGGAGAGCUCCUUGGUCUUCAUGGUGCCGCUUGCUUGGUGGUGCCCCUUGCUUAGUGGUGUUGCAGACUCCGGGGCCUUUCAGAACAGGUGUAUAUAUACUGAGAUCAAGUGACAGAUCAUGUGACACUUAGAUUGCACACAGGUGGACUUUAUUUAACUAAUUAUGUGACUUCUGAAGGUAAUUGGUUGCACUAGAUCUUAUUUAGGGUAUUCAUAGCAAAGGGGGUGAAUACAUACUGUAUGCACACAUCACUUUUCCGUUAUUUAUUUUUUAGAAUUUUUUGAAACAAGUUAAUUUUUCAUUUCACUUCACCAAUUUGGACUAUUUUGUGUAUGUCCAUUACAUGAAAUCCAAAUAAAAAUCAAUUUACAUUACAGGUUGUAAUGCAACAAAAUAGGAAAAACGCCAAGGGGGAUGAAUACUUUUGCAAGGCACUGUAUGUUUUUGUUAGUUUGAAUGGAUGUAUAUGGCUUUGUCAUUUCCUGUAUGGAUUUGUACUAUGAGUAGUUAGCUUUUGCCAGGUCUUCGUGGCCAUUUAGUUUUUAGUUGUUUCUCUAAAAGGCUACCUUUACUAGAUUUUUUGGACUGUUGUAGAUGCAGAAUACUAAAGUAGUAAAUACCAUUGUUGAUCAGUGCAAGCACUGUGUCAUUUCAGAACAUCCAUCCCCAUAUUGUUCCUCAUCAUUCCACCAACUCUAUCCAACAGGUUCAGUUUGUGAUGGUGUCACUUCACGCCACCCAGUAUUACUUCAUGAAGAGCUGUGACUACCAGGUCCCCCUGUUCAUCCACCUCAUCUGGAUGUACGGCACCUUCUUCUUUGUGCUUUUCUCCAACUUCUGGUACCAGGCUUACGUAAAGGGCAAGAGGUUGCCCAAGCAGGAUACCAAUCCCAGCCUCAACGACAAGGCCAACGGGACCACCUUGGUCGCCAAUGGCAAGUACCAUGAGAACAGUACCAGCAAUGGCACCAGCAACAGUUCCAGUCACCACAAAAAUGGCAGUGCCCAUGCAGGAAAAAUGAAGAAGUCCUAGGAUCUUCGGAAAAUAACACCCAAGACGCAUGAAUAUGAGAUCCCGCACAAACUACAAUGGAUUCCAAAUAAUGUUUUGGUUAUAUUUAUUUUCUGAUCGUUAAGUUUUAUUCCGCACAACAACCUGGGAAAAUGAUGUGGUCAAUGAUUUCCUCAGUUGGGGUCCCACAUUAACAGUUUUUUUCUUUAAAAUGGGAAACUAACUAUGGAACACAAUGUAUGAAGAGAAGACAUGUUAUUAUGACCUAAUGUUAUCUUCACUGAUGUUGCCAACGAAGACUACGAAGGUUACAUACUGUACGUACAUGUGCGCACAAACACCUGUCGCCACCCGAUCAUGUCCCUCUGACCCCCUGUAGACAGAUGACACUGUACAAUUUCUAUCAUCAAAUUUGAACACACCUUUGUAAAUAGUUUUACCGUCAAAAACAACUAAUGAAAUUGGUAUGCUGUUGGUAUGCUGUUAAAUGAAAUACCAAUAAAUUACAUUUUAUGUAACUGGUCUUACCUGUGGAAAUGUUAAUGACAAUUUGAACCUUCGUUGAAUACAGUAGCUUUUAAAUAGUCCCAAAGGUUGAAAGCGUUCAAAAAACCUUUUGCACACAAGUUAAGUUGACACAUUUCAGUCUGCAUUAAAAACGCAUUAUGGCUAUGAAAGCUGUAAAGCCUUCCCUGAAGCUCAAUGACUGACAAUGACCAAGUACUUAGAAUAAUGGUUAACCAAUGGCCUCAUCUCUAUAGUGGGUCUCUCUUCCCUUCUAUCCUCAGAAAAGUUUAAAAGUGCAACUUUUGCCCAGGAAUAUAUUUGUACAAGCCAUUUGUUUUCUUAAGUAAUCUAAUCUGCACAGUGUCAGGUCUUAUAAAGGUGUCCUGUUAAUUACUUGGUAGCUGGAGGCUGCUAAGUGAUUCAAUUCAUAAGUUCAACUAUUUGAGAAAUGCUAAUUGACAUCUUUGCUUUAUAGUCCCAUGCUUAUGAGAUUGAACCUUGCCAUACUUUCUCAUGAACUAGAUAAUGCUCUGGUCAUAUAGGCACACUUGGUUUUACAUAAUGCUUAUCGUCAUAAUGCUGAAUUGUUUUGGAACUAGGCUCAAAGUGAAUAAAACAGUGUUUUGUUUCAGA